AUGGACACGACGCCGCCCGACGGCGGCCAGGCCGCGGAUAGCUUAGACCCGUUCGGAUGGAUGGACUGGCUCCUCGACGGGCCCUUCAAGGGCGGGUCCGACCAGCUGAACCUGACCGGGAGCCCCGCGGGCGACGACGGGGACGACUUCGCGCUGCCCGAGCGCUUCGAGGACGCGGAGCUGUCCAUCAUCGCCCGUUCGCUCCUCUUGGACGACGCCCCCGCGCCGCAGCAGUCCGUUCCGAGUCGCGGGACGGCCGCGACGGCGACGGGGCCGCGCGCGGGCGCGCGUAACGCCCACCACCCGUACCCAAGCUUGGACUUUCGCGCCACCCCCGCGCAGCGCUCGGCGUCUCGCGCGCUCGAGGUGUUCAAGACCGACUCCAUCCUCGCGUCCAUGGGCGCCGCGAAGGAGCGCAACCUCAAGCGCAAGACCGCCGCGGCGCAUCCGCCGAUCGGGUCCCUCGCGGAUUCCGUCCCCGGCCGAGGGCGCCCGCGACCCUCCCCUGCCAAACCCGCGCCACUGUCCAACAAACCCCCGGGGUCGGUGCCCCCAGGCCGGUCGUCCAAGUUCCGCGGCGUCACCAAACACCGGUGGACGGGCCGGUUCGAGGCGCACCUCUGGGACAGCGCCUCCGCCCGGACCAACCCGCAGCCCGGCGGGAGGCAAAAGGGGAAGCAAAUCUACCUCGGCGGCUACUCAACCGAGUCGGAAGCUGCGCGGGCAUACGACAAGGCGGCGAUCAAGUACUGGGGCCAACACGCGCACCUAAACUUCCCCUGGGCCACGUACGAGGGCGAGAUGGACGAGAUCGAGUCCAUGUCCGCGUCCGCGCUCGUGGCGCAGCUGCGGCGGUCCAGCUCCGGGUUCGCGCGCGGCGCGAGUCGGUUCCGCGGUGUCACCCGGCACCACCAGCACGGCCGGUGGGAGGCUCGAAUCGGCCGGGUUCUCGGUAACCGAUACCUCUACCUGGGCACGUUCGCGACGGAGGAACUCGCGGCCCGCGCGUACGACGCCGCGGCGUUGAAGUAUCGCGGCCCGAGGGCGGUGACGAACUUCGAGCGCCCCAGCGGCGGCGACGGGGUCGGGGAAAAGGACGCUUCGACCCCACCGUCGACGGAGCCGACCGAACCUCCUCCCGCUCCCCCCGCGCGCGCCGAGUCGGGCAUCGUCGUGUUGCAAUCGGUCGCCGUCGUCGGUCUGGUCGACGACGGUGAGGGGAACCGGCCGACUCUGCAGGGGACGGCGGUGGUCGCCGCCGCCGCCGCCGUGGAGGCCGCGAGCCCGAGUGACAGUCGCGACAGCAGCCUCGGGAGGUGCUGGGUGGAGGCGAAAUGA
Micromonas commoda is the source of this 1338-nucleotide messenger RNA. RefSeq names its product ant-like protein. The coding region runs from base 1 to 1338 and encodes 445 amino acids. Gene Ontology annotation, molecular function: DNA-binding transcription factor activity; DNA binding. The record is from RefSeq and is a predicted model, not a curated record. The transcript has a single exon. Lineage: Eukaryota; Viridiplantae; Chlorophyta; Mamiellophyceae; Mamiellales; Mamiellaceae. Gene Ontology annotation, biological process: regulation of DNA-templated transcription.